CCAAAAGAUUUCAAUUUAGUUUCCUACUCUUAUCGCGCCUUUCUAUGUAUUUUGCCUUGUUUGCUGUAUGCUGCAAAAUCUUUUGCCAAAGGACAAAGCGCUACUCUUUUCCCUUAAUCUCUCUCACAAAUCCUCUGUUGCAUGUGAUUAUAUGCUGGUGAUUAACUUUAAACUUGAAUUGGUGUUGAAAUUUGGAGCACUUGCACUGUUUUUCAGAAGAUGAAUGUUUGCCAGAAGUGUGGGGAUAAAGGUGACGUGAAGCGUCUUGUAUACUGUGUCAAGUGUCGAGUUUCCUCCGAGCAUAGCUAUUGUAUUGAAAGAAAAGGUGAUGAAAAUGGCAUUUGGACUUGUGAGGAAUGUAGUUCAAGAAAAGCUAAGCCUAGUCCUAAUCCAUCAAUUAAAAGUGCUCGUAUUAGUCAAGCUGUUGAAAUCAGGUUGAAUAGGAUAAAGAUGCGGAAGCAGGCCAGUUUCACUGCAGUAAAAGCAGAGGCUUGUGCAGAUGCAGAAAGGUUGAUUAAUGCAAAGAAGCCUACAAGUGAUAGCCAGAAAGAGAAGAUAGAAAGGCUGCCAACUUCUUCCCAUAAUGUUGGAAAUGGCAAGUUCAAAAAAUUGAAGAGAAGGUUGGUCCUUGAAGAUUCCAGUUCUGAAGAGGAGUCUGAUUCUUUUGAACGCGCUGAAGUUGAUUCUUGUCAACUAGAUCCUGCCAUUAAUGCUCAUUCAUCGAACAUAUCAAGAGAAAUACCACAUUCAGAAGCCAGCAUAUAUGUACAUGCGCAGCCAAUCAUUGAUCCAAUUUGGAGGGGAACUUUGAGAAUCCAAAAUAAGGAAAACUCAAUUUCCUUUGGACUCAUGGCCCAUUUAUCAAGUAAAGCUUGCAUGCAAGUAGUGGAAGCAGCAAAAGCAUUGCCAAUGCGAUUGAAUGUAGCCAUUGUUUCUAGAUCCGAAGCAUGGCCCCAGAAGUUUCAGAUAGAAUCACCAACUGAUGGAAGUAUCGGUCUUUAUUUUUUCCCUCAACAUGAAAGGGAUGAAAAGCUUUUUGAUGACCUGAUGGAUAACCUAAUCAUUCAUGACCAAGCACUUAAGACAGCUAUAAACAACGUGGAACUGCUGAUCUUCUCUUCUCGUGAAUUACCUCCAGAACUUUGGCGUUUUUGCAAGAAAUACUAUUUAUGGGGAUUGUUUAAACCAAACAGCCAAAAAUGUCUUCAGAAGCAGUCGACUUUCUCACAAUAUAAAGGAAGUGAUCCUGUGAAGUGAAUAGCCAUGCCUUCUUUUCGAGCAUAAGUAAUAGAUUUGUGUCUGAUCCCAGGUGCUUUCCUUUAGAAUUCUUGCACGAGCUUUACAAUGCAAGAAGCAAAUGAUGAUAAAGCACUCAGAAGCAAAACCUAAGUCUAAAUCACAUUUCAUCAGAGAAAGGAAGAAGCUGUACAUUUGAACUUUGAAUUGGGAUUAGGGCUUCCAGUGAAUCAGAAUCAUAUGUGAUUCUUUCGAAGAAGGAAAUGUAAAAAAAUCUAAGGCCCUUAUGAUUUGAUUAUUAUAUACUGUCUAUCAAAGUAACUAUAGAUAUUAGAGCAUUUGCAUUAAAAUGCGAACAAAAUA
Messenger RNA from Manihot esculenta (cassava), 1599 nucleotides. RefSeq lists its product as uncharacterized. The record is from RefSeq and is a predicted model, not a curated record. The transcript has 6 exons. Bases 220 to 1257 code for a protein of 345 amino acids. Lineage: Eukaryota; Viridiplantae; Streptophyta; Magnoliopsida; Malpighiales; Euphorbiaceae.